AAAAUGAAGACUAUCGUUAUUGCGGUAUUAACAGACGAGAUAAUCGUUUUAGGAUGCCAUACAGAUCACCAGAGGAUAACAAUAGUCCACAGCACCAAGAAGAAAACACAGCAGCAGAGCAAAAAUAUAGAUGUGACCCUGAGAGUGGAGCAUGAGGUCCAAGAAGCAGACAAGAGUUGGCCACCAGGAACGAGCUUGAAAUAACAUUAAACAUCGGUCCAUCCGCCUUCAUCUAGCUUGUAUGAUGCUUCACUUUCAGGCCGGUCCGGGCUGUCCACUAGUUUCGCAACACGUUCCUCAGCACGACCUGGUCAAAUGAAUGGGGAGAGUGGAACCAUUAUCAGUAUACAGCUUUACAGACCAGUCAGCCAAGCGACUCGACGGCCGCAACCCCCAGGUUCGUUCAUGCGCAACGCGCCCACAUAAUCUUACCUUUGCGUAAGAACAUUCGAGUCGCAGAAGCAUGAGAUAAUAUGUGGCCCCCAAUAGGUUUCAAUGCGCCUCCUGCAACAAACGUCAUCGUCGCUCCAGGAUCAGCUAAACAAAGUAAAACACAUUCAGCAAAAUGAAAAAUGUUUUGGUUCAUAUAUCGAGAUUGCGUGGAGAAGCUAGCAGAAUAAUCCUACAUUGUACUUGG
Messenger RNA from Serpula lacrymans var. lacrymans S7.9, 637 nucleotides. RefSeq lists its product as uncharacterized. The transcript has a single exon. Bases 4 to 204 code for a protein of 66 amino acids. Lineage: Eukaryota; Fungi; Basidiomycota; Agaricomycetes; Boletales; Serpulaceae. The record is from RefSeq and is a predicted model, not a curated record.